Messenger RNA from Lathyrus sativus (Indian pea), 369 nucleotides. Lineage: Eukaryota; Viridiplantae; Streptophyta; Magnoliopsida; Fabales; Fabaceae. The record is from the annotation of a GenBank genome assembly.
AUGCCAGGAUGCUAUGAGAACAUAAUAAAAAAUCCAAAACUUGUUCCUGGUGGUGGUGCUACAGAGAUGAUCGUGUCAGCUGAUCUGAAACAGAAGAGUUCUUCUAUUGAAGGCAUAAAGAAGUGGCCAUAUGAAGCGACUGUCAUUGUUUUUGAAGCUAUUCCACAUACUCUGGUACAAAAUUGUGGAGUAAAUGUCAUCCGGACAAUGACUGCACUACAAGGAAAACAUGCAAAUGGAGAAAAUGCAUGGAUUGGUAUAAAUGGAAAUAAUGGUGUCAUCGCUGACAUGAAAGAGCACAAGGUACUUUAUUUUUAUCUUACUUAUCUAGUUCUAACUGAUGCAAAUGUGAACUGUUCCAACUGUUGA